Messenger RNA from Haliotis rubra (blacklip abalone), 803 nucleotides. RefSeq lists its product as uncharacterized. The transcript is spliced from 4 exons. Lineage: Eukaryota; Metazoa; Mollusca; Gastropoda; Lepetellida; Haliotidae. The record is from RefSeq and is a predicted model, not a curated record. Bases 273 to 710 code for a protein of 145 amino acids.
UGAGAAUACAAGAUCACUCCUUGAAGACAUUCUUAAACCUGAUAUCUACCACAAGACCCAGUCCUUAGCCCAGUCCAGUCGCCACCAACUCAACGAAAAAUUCAAGGCAACUCACAUCAACAAGUUCUCUCAACUAUGUGUACAACGCUCAGCCCAGAAAGAUGUCCAGGCACCUAUUUCAAGAACCACUAACAAUAACACAGUCGUCAACUUAAGCAAACAAAAAAAGAACCUCACUUCAGCACAAACUUCCCCUCCUUGCAAAAGGCCUGAUGUAUGUCCCAGUGAGUAGCAAAAUCAACACCGGCAUUGAAAGCGGCCUUCAACAACUGGCACCAAACGGUAAUGAUGACUUCUUCCGCCAUCAGAUUAUCGAAACCAUCAAGAAAUCCCCCACACCACGCCCAAACCUCACUAACAAAGAGAAACAAGCGAUCACUGAACUUCUUAAAGACAAUAACAUCACCACCACAGAAGCAGAAAAAGGCAAGGCAACGGUCAUCAUGAACACCCCAGAUUUCCUCCAGCUUGUCAACAAGACCCUCUCCGACAAGACCACCUACCAAACCCUCCAGAAAGACCCCAUUGCCAAAUUAGAACAUCAGCACAAGAAGACCCUCAAGGACCUUCACCAUUUUAUAACAAUAAAUUCUAUAAGUGCAAGCGCUCCACUUCGAUACAGGAAAUACCAAGGCUGCAUAGACCCGUGAAGAUCCGGGUUGGAAUUGGUCCAUGUUUGUCGUAAGAGGCAACUAACAUAUUUCACAGAGACGUCGUUGUAAUGGUGUUGCAGGUUUUGUAUA